Messenger RNA from Larimichthys crocea (large yellow croaker), 2810 nucleotides. Its product is annotated as NLR family CARD domain-containing protein 3. Bases 463 to 2628 code for a protein of 721 amino acids. The record is from RefSeq and is a predicted model, not a curated record. The transcript has 7 exons. Gene Ontology annotation, molecular function: protein binding. Lineage: Eukaryota; Metazoa; Chordata; Actinopteri; Sciaenidae.
CACACAAAUAUGAACCGGGGACGAGAGGGCGGCGGCCGAAACAGUGAAACUGAGCUCAGACAUUUUAACGUCGACGGAGUUGAAGGAAGAGAAGCUCAAGACUCACCAUGAUGAGUAAGAAAGAGGAGGACAGAGCAGAGUCUCCAGGAUCCAGCUGUCUGUCUAUGAAGAGUGACCGGUCCAAUUAUUAUACACUUCGGACAUGAACCUGGACCCUCACACACAAAAAAGAGGAAGAGGAGUCCUGUUCCUGUGGAGGAGCAGCCGUCCUGCUGUGGUUUGUGUCAGGACGUCCUGAAGGAUCCGGUCUCUACCAGCUGUGGACACUGGUUCUGCAGACACUGCAUCACCUCAUACUGGGACCAGUCUGCUUCAUCAGGAGACUCCUCCUGUCCCCAGUGUGGAGAAAGAUCCAGAACAAGACGUGGACUGCAGACAGCCAGUCAGACCAGCACUGUCCAAAUGAGUGGUGGUCUGCAGGAGGUUUUAGAUGAACAUAAGAUCAGUCUGAAGACCAGAUGUGAACGUGUGACUGAAGGAAGUGAUGAAACAGGAAGUGGAACCCUCCUCAACAGGAUCUACACUGAGCUCUACAUCACAGAGGGACAGAGUGAAGAGGUUCAUACCCAACAUGAGGUGAGGCAGCUUGAGACAGCUUCCAAGAAGAAGGAGACCCUCCAUGACACUCCCAUCAAAUGCCACGACAUCUUUAAAGCCUUACCUGACCAACAGAGACACAUCAGAGUCGCUCUGACCAACGGCGUCGCUGGCGUUGGAAAAACCUUCUCAGUGCUGAAGUUCACUCUGGACUGGGCAGAGGGCUCGGAGAACCAAGAUGUCAGUCUGGUGGUUCUGCUCUCGUUCAGGGAGCUGAACUUGAUCAAAGAUGAGCGGUUCAGUCUUCUCACGCUGCUCCAUGUUUUCCAUCCAACAUUACAGAAGGUCACAGCAGAGAAGCUCGCUGUCUGUAAACUUCUGUUCAUCUUUGACGGCCUGGAUGAAAGCAGACUUUCACUGGAUUUCAACAACAAAGAGCUCGUGUCUGAUGUCACACAGGAGUCAUCAGUCAGCGUGCUGUUGACAAGCCUCAUCAAGGGGAAUCUGCUUCCCUCGGCUCUCAUCUGGAUAACUUCCAGACCUGCAGCAGCCAAUCAGAUCCCUCCUUCAUGUGUUGACAGGGUAACAGAAGUACGAGGCUUCACUGACGCUCAGAAGGAGGAGUACUUCAGGAGGAGAGUCAGUGAUGAAGAUCUGUCCAGCAGAAUCAUCUCACACAUCAAGACCUCCAGGAGCCUCCACAUCAUGUGUCUGAUCCCAGUCUUCUGCUGGAUCACUGCUACAGUUCUGGACCACAUGUUGACCACAGACCAGAGAGGAGAGCUGCCCAAGACCCUGACUGACCUGUACUCACACUUCCUGCUGGUUCAGACAAAGAGGAAGAAGAAGAAGUACGAUGAAGGACAUGAGACGAGUCCACAGGAGCUGACGGAGGCUGACAGGGAAGUUCUUCUGAAGCUGGGGAGGCUGGCGUUUGAACAGCUGGAGAAAGGAAACAUCAUGUUCUACCAAGAAGACCUGGAGCAGUGUGGUCUGGAUGUCACAGAGGCCUCGGUGUACUCAGGAGUUUGUACAAAGAUCUUCAAAAGAGAGAGUGUGAUCUUCCAGAAAACAGUCUACUGCUUUGUUCAUCUGAGCGUUCAGGAGUUUCUGGCUGCAGUCUACCUGUUCCACUGUUAUACCAACAAGAAGACAGAGGUACUGAAGGACUUCCUGAAAGACGACACAUGCAGAGAGAAGGGGAAGGAUUACUCCACCCUGGAUGUCUUCCUAAAGAAGGUUAUGGAGAAAUCCCUCCAAAGUGAAAAUGGUCACCUGGACCUGUUUGUUCGCUUCCUUCAUGGCCUCUCUCUGGAAUCCAACCAGAGACUCUUAGGAGGCCUGCUGGGUCAGACAGACAACAGCCCAGAAAUCAUCCAGAGAGCCUUCAACAACCUGAAGAGCAUGAAGAGUGAUCAUAUCUCUCCUGACAGAUGUAUCAACAUCUUCCACUGUCUGAUGGAGAUGAACGAUGACUCAGUCCAUCAGGAGAUCCAAGAGAUCCUGAAUUCAGAGAGCAGUUCAAAGUACCUCUCUAAGAUCCACUGCUCAGCUCUGGCCUACAUGCUGCAGAUGUCAGAAGAGGUUCUGGAUGAGCUGAACGUGGAGAAGUACAAAACAUCAUGGGAGGGACGACGGAGACUGAUUCCAGCUGUGAGGAACUGCAGAAAGGCUAAACUUUCUGGCUGCAGACUCUCAGAGAGUGACUGUGAAGUCAUGGCCUCAGCUCUGAAGUCCAACCCCUCCCAUCUGACAGAGCUGGACCUGAGUGACAACAACCUGGAAGAUUCAGGAGUGAAGCCGCUGUGUGCUGGACUGGAGAAUCCAAACUGUAAACUGGAGGCUCUGAGAUUGCAGAGCUGCAGUUUGUCAGAGAUCAGCUGUGCUUCUCUGGCCUCAGCUCUGAAGUCCAACCCCUCCCAUCUGACAGAGCUGGACCUGAGUGACAACGACCUGCAGGAUUCAGGAGUGAAGCUGCUGUGUGAUUUUCUGGAGAGUCCACACUGCAGACUGAAGACUCUGAGGAAAUAAAGCUGAUUCCAGCUGACAGCAUUACAAGACGUACAGAGACAGUGGUCCUCAUUCAUCAGAUCUGAUCUCAAAGUGUUUGUUCUCUCAUUUCAACAGUAAAGAAGUGAUCAGUUCAUCUUUGUCACAGCUCUCAGAUCAGUCUGACUGAAUUCUACAAAUCACUGCCAUCAUUACAUUUAGUG